AUGGGUAGACCUUUGGCAGAAGCAAUCAAAAUAGGGGAGAUGGUCGAAAAUGGACUCAAGACUGGCAGAAUUGUAAGUCAAGCUGCUCUCAAGGCUACCACCCAAGCUAUCCAAAUGGGUCGGGAGGUUUGGAAAAUAGAAAGAAGAGAGAUGAAGGGUACAGGCACCAGCUCCAAGGGCCCCCGACCUCAACAGCAAAAUUUUCGGGCACCAUACAAUGCUCGUCCCAAGCAGGAUUAUGGUCGAGAUCAGAGACCAGCAGAAAAAUUCACUCCAUUGGCCGAAUCAUACUCUAGUCUAUUCCAGAAGCUGAAGCAAAUGGGCGUGAUUGGACCCAUCACUCCCCACCAUAUGCAUCCUGAUUCACAUGGAUUUCAAGCAAAUGCUAGAUGUGAAUAUCAUUCAGGUGCCUCGGGGCAUAGCACUGAUGACUGUUGGACUUUGAAAAGAGCCAUAGAGAGACUCAUUUCUGAAAAAUUGAUUGUAGUGAAAAAUGGCGAGGACCCUCCUAAUGUGACAAACAACCCAUUGCCAGCACAUAAUGAUGCUCAUUUUGUGGGAAUGAUUGGCCGAGAUCAAGAAUACAAGACGGUCAGUCAAGCAAAAAUGACAGUGGGAGCAAUUCAAGAAGGAACAAGUUUGAAAGUAAGUUCAAGCCGAGAUGUGCCGUUGAUUGUGAAAGGCGCCCCGAACUCAGAAAAGGUAACUUUAUGUGUGCCUAAGGUAUCAAGGUUGGAGGUUCGCUCCAAUGUUCCAAGCCCAAGGUUGUACGUCCUUGGAGGCCAUCCCAAUACAAAGCACAAUCAGGGUGGUACGAGUGGCAUAACAGAGCCGAUCAUAAUCAAACCUGUCGUGCAACCCCCUGUGACAAAUACAAAAAGCACUCCUUGGAACUACAACAAAACUGUGAUGACCUACAAAGGCAAGGAAAUCAUAGAGGAAGUGGGGGAAACUGGAGGUUUGACUCGAUCGGGGAGAUGUUACUCUCCAGAAGAGUUGAGGAAGGCCAAGCAAAUCAGAGGAGGUCAAUUGCCAAUAAAGAAACCAGUCACUGAAGCAGAGGCGGAAGAGUUUUUGAAAAAGAUGAAAGUUCAGGAUUACUCAAUCAUUGACCAGCUAAGAAAGACUCCUGCCCAAAUCUCUCUACUAUCUUUGCUCAUACAUUCCAAAGAGCAUGCCCGUGUACUAAUCAAGGUCCUAAACGAAGCACAUAUCUCAGAGGAGACCACAAUGAAUCAGUUAGAGAGAAUGGACAACAGAUUUUUUGAGGUGAACAGAAUCUCCUUUACUGAUGAUAAACUUCCCGAGGAGGGAGCCGGGCACAAUAGGGCUUUGAACUUGAUGGUCAAAUGUGAGGGGCAUUAUGUAAAGCGAGUCAUGGUUGAUGGAGGCUCAAGUGUAGAUGUAUGCCCUCUCUCUAUCUUGCAAAGCAUGAAGAUCAAUACCGACUGA
This is a messenger RNA of Nicotiana attenuata, 1452 nucleotides long. RefSeq lists its product as uncharacterized. NCBI's taxonomy places the organism in Eukaryota, Viridiplantae, Streptophyta, Magnoliopsida, Solanales, Solanaceae. Bases 1 to 1452 code for a protein of 483 amino acids. The record is from RefSeq and is a predicted model, not a curated record. The transcript has 2 exons.